AUGAAAAAUCUCGAAAGCGUGUUGCGGAUAUUACUCGUUCUGCGCUCUACGCUCGUGCUCUCUUCCGCUGUCCCUAUCGCGAAGGAAACGCGCUUGGUUCAGACAGAAUCUGGCCUUGUGUCGGGAAUCCGAUUACUGGAGAGCGGUCGUGAAGUGGAUGCAUUCCUUGGGGUACCCAAUGCAGAGCCCCCUGUCGGACAGCUCAGGUUCAGAAGACCUCAACCGAAACUUCCGUGGGAAGGAGUGUACAGCGCUACAAAUCUCGUGUUUGUUACAUUCAACUAUAGGUUGAGCAUUUUUGGAUUCCUUUCUAAUGAAAGUCCAGAGGUCCCUGGCAACAUGGGUUUUUGGGACCAGAACCUUGUACUUCGAUGGGUUCACGGAAAUAUUGAGAACUUCGGCGGAGAUCCCAGUGACGUAACGUUGAUCGGCCACAGCACCGGAGGCACCUCUGCCGGUUUUCAUACUGUGUCUCCACACAGCAAGGGACUCUUCAGGAAGGUCAUUAUGCAAAGCGGCAUUCCACUCUCUUCUUUGGUCCGUGUGACACGCAGCGGAAUUCCAAGCAUUACUAGCGUCGCUAAAAACUUGGGCUGUCUGCAGCCAGUUAUAAACUUGGGAGAAACUUUUACAAACGUAGCUGCAUGCCUCAGAGAUCUGAAUGCGACGUUCAUCUUCGAGGCGUUGUAUAGACAAGACCCGUCAAAAAGAUUAUUUUCACCAUCUACAGAGACGAGUUUCUUCCAAAUGACCCCUUAUCAAGCGAAACCUGGAAGGCAAUGGACAUUGAACAAAUUUUAUUAG
Molecule: messenger RNA, 804 nt
Organism: Ixodes scapularis (black-legged tick)
Lineage: Eukaryota; Metazoa; Arthropoda; Arachnida; Ixodida; Ixodidae
Product: acetylcholinesterase-1
Exons: 2
Coding region: 1-804 (267 amino acids)
Biological process (GO): acetylcholine catabolic process; choline metabolic process
Cellular component (GO): plasma membrane
Molecular function (GO): acetylcholinesterase activity
Source: RefSeq, a predicted model, not a curated record